Entamoeba invadens IP1 is the source of this 282-nucleotide messenger RNA. RefSeq lists its product as hypothetical. The coding region runs from base 1 to 282 and encodes 93 amino acids. The transcript has 2 exons. The record is from RefSeq and is a predicted model, not a curated record. Lineage: Eukaryota; Evosea; Mastigamoebida; Endamoebidae. Gene Ontology annotation, cellular component: endoplasmic reticulum membrane. Gene Ontology annotation, biological process: vacuolar proton-transporting V-type ATPase complex assembly.
AUGAAUUUUGUUAACAACUUGUUUGAAGACAUUAUAAAUGGAAAUGUGAGUGGGUCGUCGCGACUUGCUGUUCAUGCUUCUUUCAUAAUGGUUUUACUUUUUGAGGCUUACUUUUUUGUCAUGUUUCAAUUUGUAAGAAUUCAUUUGGGUGUUCUCUUUCUGAUUACUAUUGGGGCUUAUGUUUCUAUUGUUUGGGUAUUUUAUCAACUUGACAACAACGAAACAUUAAAAAAGAAUAUGGCAGAUUCAAACAAGAUUGAAGAGCAACAAAAGACUGAGUAA